Dichomitus squalens LYAD-421 SS1 is the source of this 864-nucleotide messenger RNA. RefSeq lists its product as uncharacterized. The coding region runs from base 1 to 864 and encodes 287 amino acids. The transcript is spliced from 6 exons. The record is from RefSeq and is a predicted model, not a curated record. NCBI's taxonomy places the organism in Eukaryota, Fungi, Basidiomycota, Agaricomycetes, Polyporales, Polyporaceae.
AUGAUUAUGAACGCCAUCCUUCUCGCUUUCGCCACUACGACAGCUGUAAUUGCAGCUCCAACUCCUGGUCCUGCGGGUGCGUGCUUCUUCAUUCUCCAGUUUGCCCUUAGCUUGGAGCACAUCGAGAACGCCUUAUAUCAGCAAGCCCUCGAGAAGUUCGACGAUCAAGCCUUCCAGAACGCAGGCUUCCCUGUUUGGGUCCGCGCCCGCUUCGAACGACUCGCCACGCAUGAGAAGGAGCACGUUCAAUAUUUGCAGGAAGUGCUCAGCAACGACGCACCUAAGCCUUGCGAGUACGACUUCUCCUUCCGGCUGAAGGACCCGUUGUCAUUCGUCCAAGCUGCCAUGGUCUUCGAGUCUGUCGCCGGGUCCACAUACAUCACCGUGGGGAGUAUGCUGAAACAGCUGAAUGAUGUGGUUCUUGCGGGGUCUAUCGGCGCGGUCGAAUCUCGCCAAGUCGCGUGGGUAGCGUCUGCCGCCCUCCACCUGGAGCCGUGGAACGAAGGUUUUGAAACGCCUCUCGGCCUGACGGGAGCGUAUACCCUUGCGCAGCCACUGAUUACCAGCUGUCCUUGGUCGAGUUGCCCUGUCCCAUCUGGGGUCCAAACGAACUUGCCCGCACUGACACUCGCUACCGUCACUCCAUCCCCUGGUGGUCACGUUCAGGUGUCCUUCGGAGACAACGACUUCAGUACGAAAGGCGGCCAGAAGAACGGGAAAGCCCAGGUGCCGGAAGGUCUCCAGGGCAUCGUCUACGUCGCGGUCGUGCUCGGCCCUCAAGGCCGCAGCGGCAAGCAGUUGAUCAUCGUCAGCGGCUUCAAAAUCGCUGAAUUCAACUUCCCAUCAUUCGCCGAGAACUCGUAA